Molecule: messenger RNA, 2220 nt
Organism: Vanderwaltozyma polyspora DSM 70294
Lineage: Eukaryota; Fungi; Ascomycota; Saccharomycetes; Saccharomycetales; Saccharomycetaceae
Gene: PRD1
Product: metalloendopeptidase
Exons: 1
Coding region: 1-2220 (739 amino acids)
Biological process (GO): peptide metabolic process; proteolysis
Cellular component (GO): mitochondrial intermembrane space
Molecular function (GO): metalloendopeptidase activity
Source: RefSeq, a predicted model, not a curated record
AUGUUCAAAGCCAUUACUACUGGCCUAAGAAAUUCAAAUAAAAAUUCAAAUUCAAUUAUCAGUGGUAAAACUUUGAAAAACAGGAAAACUAGAAUUGUAUCCUUUUUUGCUGUUCCUGCCAUUGCUUUUACAAUUUUAAAAUACUCAACAAUGACAAAUUCUUCGUUAUUAAUUGCUCCUCAACCUGCUCCUACUUGGAAUUGGACCCCUGAGGGUAUUGUUAAGGAUGCGGAAUCUCUAAUUAAAGAUUCUAAUCGUAUCUUUGAUAAUUUGGCAGCCAUCAGUAGUCCUACGGUCGAAAACUUUAUUGUCCCUUACAUGAACCAUGAAAAUAAAGUUAGUCCAUUGAUUAACCAAUUGACCUUUUUACAACAUGUCUCUGCUGAUAAGGAUAUUAGAGAUUCUUCCAUGAAGGCCACUGAACUGAUUCAAAAUUUUGAAAUUGAAGCUUCUUUAAGAAAAGAUUUAUUCAUUCAAUUUGAUAAGAUUUGGACUGAUGUUAAGGAUAAUUCAGAAUUUAAUGAAAAAUCCGACUCUAAGAACUACGAAUCAUAUAGAUUUAUUGAAAAAUGUCACAAAGAUUUCAUUCGUUCAGGUUUGAACUUAUCUGAUGAGAAAAGAGAAAUUGUGAAAGAUAUUCAAAAGAAGAUUGCCUCCAAUUCUUUAAAUUUCUCCAAGAAUUUAGGUGAACAAAAGGAAUUCAUUGCCUUCACUAAAGAAGAAUUAGAUGGUGUUUCUGAUGCCGUCAUGGAACAAUUCGAGAAAUUUAAAGAUGAAAAAACUGGGGAAGAAAAGUUUAAGGUCACUUUUAAAUAUCCAGAUAUUCUACCAGUUUUAAAAUCUGCUAAAAACCCAAAUACAAGAAAGUUGGCCUUCAAUGCUGAUCAGAAUAAAGUUCCUGAAAAUGAAGCCCUUUUUGUUGAUACUUUGAAAUUAAGAAAUGAUUUAUCCACUGUCUUAGAUUAUUCAAAUUAUGCAAACUAUAAUUUGGAAAUGAAAAUGGCCAAAAACGAAGAAACUGUAUUCAAUUUCUUAGAUGAUUUGAAGACAAAGCUAAGACCACUGGGUUUAAAAGAAAUUGAAAUUUUAAAACAAUUAAAAGAAAAAGAUAUGAAAGAAUUGAACCUACCUUAUGACAACCAUUAUUAUAUCUGGGACCAUCGUUAUUAUGAUAACAAGUAUUUGAAGGAUAAUUUUAAUGUCGAUUUAGAAAAAAUUUCAGAAUAUUACCCUAUCGAAUCUUCCAUCGAUGGUAUGUUGAAGAUUUAUGAAACUGUCAUGAAAUUAAAAUUUGUUGAAGAAACUGAUCCUGCAAAGAGAAAUGUCUGGCAUGAAGAUGUCAAACAAUUGUCUGUAUGGAAAAUGGAUAAUCCAGAUGCUCCAGAAUUUAUUGGUUGGAUUUACUUCGAUUUACAUCCAAGAGAUGGUAAAUAUGGUCAUGCUGCCAAUUUUGGUAUUUCAUCAUCUUAUGUAGAUGAAAAUGAUAAAAGAUCAUACCCAGUCACCGCUUUAGUUUGUAAUUUUUCUAAACCUACUUCUGACAAGCCAUCAUUAUUGAAGCAUAAUGAGUUGACUACAUUUUUCCAUGAGUUGGGACACGGUAUCCAUGAUUUGGUAGGUGCCAACAGAUGCUCGAGACUGAAUGGUCCAGGAUCUGUUCCAUGGGAUUUUGUCGAAGCCCCAUCACAAAUGUUAGAAUUCUGGACUUGGAACAAGAACGAAUUGAUUUCAUUAUCCAAGCAUUACAAGACUGGUGAAAAGAUUCCUGAAUCAUUAAUUGAGUCAUUGGUUUCUACCAAGCAUGUUAAUGGAGCAUUAUUUGCAUUAAGACAAUUACAUUUUAGUACGUUUGACAUGGAAGUUCAUACUGCGGAAGAUGUUAGCAAAUUAAAUCUAUUAGAAUUGUGGAAUGGAUUAAGAGAACAAAUUUGUUUGGUUGAGAAUGGUGAUGAGAUGAGCAAAGGCUAUGACUCUUUUGGACAUAUUAUGUCCGGUGCAUAUUCUGCAGGUUACUAUGGAUAUAUGUGGGCGGAAGUAUUCGCUACCGAUAUGUAUUAUACUAAAUUUGCAGCUGAUCCAUUAAACAGCAAGAGUGGUGUCGAAUACAGAGAUAUUAUUUUAUCUCGUGGAGGUAUCUAUGAAGUUAAUGAUAAUUUGGAAGAAUUUUUGGGUAGAGAACCUAAUAAUUCAGCAUUCUUGAAAGAGAUGGGUUUGAAUUGA